UUACUAUUCAAAAGAUGAAAUUCUUCACUUGCCUUCUCUUGCUGAUCGGUGUGAUGGUCUCUCAAGCCUACUGCUGGGGAUUCGACUUCUACAGCAAAGCCAACUACAAGGGUAAACACCAGACCUUCUACAGCAAUCAGGGCAAGAACGACUGCUUCAAUCUUUCCAAGCAAAUGACGGAUGCCAAAGUUGGUUCUUUCAAAUGGUGCACUGCUCGCUUCUCUGACUGCUCUGUCACUCUCCAUGACGGUCUCGGCUGCACUGGCAAGAAAUUAGGCGCUACUGGUGCCAAUGCCAAAUGGAACAAGCCCAAGACCUCCGCUGCCGGUAGCAAGGUCAAGAGCUUCCGCGUUCAAGGCUGCAAGUGGAAGAUUGAUCAAUCCAAGGAUUGUUAAAUUGCCCAGUAACCUUUUUCUCCGCCCAUCCGUGUCAAACCCAAUCUUAUUAGAGUCCAAACGACGAUCGGUUGCACCAACUUAUUUUCCUGUAACCAUAUAUGAUAAGCAAAUAAAAAAGAAAUUCUCCUACUAUUACAUUACAUGGA
Radiomyces spectabilis is the source of this 544-nucleotide messenger RNA. RefSeq lists its product as uncharacterized. The record is from RefSeq and is a predicted model, not a curated record. NCBI's taxonomy places the organism in Eukaryota, Fungi, Mucoromycota, Mucoromycetes, Mucorales, Radiomycetaceae. The transcript has a single exon. Bases 15 to 395 code for a protein of 126 amino acids.